GAGCAGACAGCUCCACGCAAGGCUGACACACGACAACGAAAGUCAUUGGCUGAACAGCAUGUGGCCUGGAUUUCAAAAGAUGGCCUGAGGGUUCAGCCGAGCACGCUUCCAAGAAGAAAGGAUGUGCCAUAUUUGAUAGACUAUGAGCGAGUUCAAGCAAUUGCUCAUCUUUGGAAUCGACGCGACUGGGACAGGGCCGAGCUGUACCUGCUCGAGCAUCUUCGAGCCAUGCAAGAUCUCCACGACGCAAAUCGUAUCCGCAGAGUCAAGCACCUACUUGCAAUCUGUUCGAGCUUCCGAGGCCAAUGGGACGAUGCCAUCGAACGAUUGAUCACCGUGCUGAGGAAACCUAUUCAAAGAAU
Pseudocercospora fijiensis CIRAD86 is the source of this 362-nucleotide messenger RNA. RefSeq lists its product as uncharacterized. The transcript has a single exon. The record is from RefSeq and is a predicted model, not a curated record. NCBI's taxonomy places the organism in Eukaryota, Fungi, Ascomycota, Dothideomycetes, Mycosphaerellales, Mycosphaerellaceae. The coding region runs from base 143 to 331 and encodes 62 amino acids.